Messenger RNA from Phytophthora sojae, 783 nucleotides. RefSeq lists its product as hypothetical. The record is from RefSeq and is a predicted model, not a curated record. NCBI's taxonomy places the organism in Eukaryota, Oomycota, Peronosporomycetes, Peronosporales, Peronosporaceae. The transcript has a single exon. Bases 1 to 783 code for a protein of 260 amino acids.
AUGGUCGACAGGACUGGGAGCGACCACAUGGCCCAGAAUUCCAGCGCGAUUCCGGAACAAGGAGGCGGUGGUCCGGUGAAGACGACAUAUGGGACCAGCGGCUCUGGGGCGAAAAGCGAGAAACUGGAGGACGAGCUGAGGACCGCGUCAUUUCGAGAUAAAAUCAAGGCAACAUUGACUGCGACGCACUUUUCAUUACGAUCUUCGCCACUGGAGCUGCAUCGACGUUGCAGAGAUACGAUUGAGAAAUGCAGUGCUAGGCUACGUGACCGCCAGCGCAAAAUGGAUCGACUGCAGCUGCCGUUGCCUCUUCCGGACUCUGAUCGUAGCGCUGCAACACCGACAGCGACCCCACCAAGACCGGUCAAAAGGAACAAGCGCAAUGCUGGCUCUGCAAGUAAGCGCGGCGUGAGCUCACCAGGCGUUAAAUCACCGGCGUGGAUCUCACCAGCAACCUCAACACUAAGAUCCAAGCAAGUGGUGGACUCUACGCCGUCAACUCGUCUCCGUCAUGAUGCGGCGGCAGCGUCGCCAUUGAUGCACAAGAACUCCAAGGCGCUUUUCAGGGACUCGUUCACUGCAACAAUCUCAAGUCAGAAAGGAGAAAGUACCGCAACUCCCGUCAGCGAAAGUUCGCAAGUUAGCUGGACCGACAAGUCCACAGAUCCGUCGCCAGACAGAACGACGCUGUUAUCUCCGACGUGGUCACAGCGUCAGCAGGAUUUCAUGGCGGCGAUUGAAGACGAAGCUUGCAGCGACGCCUCGCCUAGCACUGAUCUUUGA